Messenger RNA from Staurois parvus, 369 nucleotides. The record is from the annotation of a GenBank genome assembly. NCBI's taxonomy places the organism in Eukaryota, Metazoa, Chordata, Amphibia, Anura, Ranidae.
AUGGCAGGAAGAGAGGGCUGCGGGGUGCCAGGGGCACAAGGCACUAUGUGGGCCGGAGCAGAGAUGGCGGAUUUUCUGAAAGGUUUACCAGUGUACAAUGAGAGCAAUUUCAGCCGAUUUCAUGCAGACUCUGUGUGCAAAGCUUCAAACAGACGGCCCUCAGUUUACCUCCCCACAAGAGAAUACCCUUCAGACCAAAUCAUCGUAACAGAAAAAACAAAUAUACUCUUGCGUUACCUACACCAACAGUGGGACAAAAAGAAUGCUGCAAAGAAAAGAGACCAAGACCAGUUAGAAAUAGGCGAGACAUCUGCCCCUCCACGAAAGAUUGCCCGGACAGACAGUCAAGAAAUGAAUGAAGACACAUAG